AUGGGCCCGCCGUCAUCGAGAAGUUUUACCAUAAGCAUCAAGACCACGGCGCCACCUACUUCUUUAACUCGACCAAGAUCGACCCGGAACAUGCCCGUCUGUCGCGACCGUGCCAGCAUGGCAUACUAUCUCACGCGCAACUCGGUCAAACUCUCCUACAUCGCCGAACUCGUCCACCAGAUCUGUAAUAAGAAUGGCCGAAAGGUCAUUGUUUUCUGCGACUGGCCCUCCACGGCAUGGCUAGUAGAGAUCCUUCUGAUGGUUCUGGGGUUCAAUGUUAUCAGCAUCCGUGCGAAGCAUAGGCUCAAGGACCGAGAGGCGGCGAUCGCCCAGUUCAAUGACAAGACUUGCCCCGUGCAAGUCCUGGUCACCAGCGUCAAGGUCAGCGCCACCUCCGUAAACCUGCAGAAGGACUGCGCGGACACGAUCUUCGCAGACGUGCGGUCAAGGAUGACCAAAUGGAGCUCGAGGUCCGCAGCAAAAAUUUGGGUCGAAUUCAUUGGACGAGAAUACAAACCGCAUGAUGAACAUGUUCGAUUUUUCACCGAGUCUUCUUGUUCUUACUAUCUCCGCUUGUGA
This is a messenger RNA of Letharia columbiana, 579 nucleotides long. RefSeq lists its product as uncharacterized. The coding region runs from base 1 to 579 and encodes 192 amino acids. The record is from RefSeq and is a predicted model, not a curated record. Lineage: Eukaryota; Fungi; Ascomycota; Lecanoromycetes; Lecanorales; Parmeliaceae. The transcript has a single exon.